GUAAACACCUGCAGUUGUCUCCAUCACGCACCCGUCCUCGCCUGACACGGAUGACGCGGAUUCCAAGAAACCAUACACACCUUUCACUGACUGUAUUUUUGAUGUUCAUGUUCAAGUUCUCAUUUCACACUCACCACCCAUUCCACCAGCCUGUCCUCAGUCGUUGUUGAUAGAGGUCUACCAGGUCCCAGACAGACAGAUCAUGAUGCCGCACGGAUACCCUGGUCCGUAAAUGUCACGUCAGCUCUUUGACUGUGUCCUCAAUCCAUCUGGCUUUUCCACCAGAUUGCUAGAGCAUCUCCCUUCACAUCCAAACUCCCAUGUCUACCACCGGCUCAGUGAGGUCAAGACCUCUACCUCUAUCCUCCAAGUCAUUCGCCCGCUAUGAACCCGCAAGUCCCGUCACAUCACCUCCUCGAAGUAGAGCCAGCACAAUAUCUACUCUGACUCCUCUCAAAUCCCCUACCACAACUCACUCAGAUCAAGAUGAUGUCUUUGAGAAGCCCGUCCCAGAAGGGAGUGAGCCUCCCUCUCCCACCCUCGGCCGCUCUCACACCUUACCCGACCGCUUCGACGAAUUACCCAUCGAACUUGUCAGUCUGACUGAUCGUUUUGUCGAUGCUCUGCAGACGAAGACAUAUCCUGAGCCUCUGAAGAUUGAUCAAUUGUCUGAUCUGUUUCAAGAGUUCUAUGUUCGGGCUUCCAGUGCAAUCGCCAUCCAUAUAUCAGCCCUCAGGUCUCGUCUUAACCGGGACCCUUCUCCCGCUCCUUCCAAGGCGUCCGCCAGGUCCAGAACUAUUCCUUCAAAGCCGUCCCACGACUCACUCCGACCUCGUGAUGCCACCUCAAACGCCCAGCAGAUGCUUACAGCGUCUGAAGUCACGGAAAAGCGGAAGCAAAGGAAACUACUCGAAUAUAAGCGUAUAGUUCUCGAGGAGGCUGUCGAGAAGAGAGUCUGUGAGAAGAUAUACGACAAACUAUGGAGACAUAAAAGCACCUUGGACGAAGUUCGUGACGAGAAACUCCGUUCCAAAACUGCUGCGUUGGCACUCGUUGGUAUUGGCUUGAAAGAUCUGGGCAUCGAUAUUGGACCGGACGCCGAAAAGACCACUGAAGAUCUUCAGGCUUCGCUAGAACCCGCCAGAGAAGGUCUCGCCAAAAUGAAUGAAGAAAAGUCUCCGCUUGGGAAGCUACAACACCUCACUGCUGCCCACAAAGCCAUCGUCGACACAUUAUACACUAUAUACCCAUCCUCUUCCUCAGCCGACGAGAUUCUUCCAACUCUUAUCUACACCCUCAUCACCUCCCCCGUUGAGGGCAUUAACAUCAUCAGCAACUUGUAUUUUAUCCAGAGAUUUCGAGCUGCGACACGAGUCGAUGGAGAGGCAGCAUACUGCCUAACCAACUUAGAAGCUGCCAUCAGCUUCCUCGAAAAUGUCGACCUCGCAAGUCUACGUGCGGACGAACAUCCCGAAGGACCCAGAAAACUUUCCACCACAGAUCAAGACCAGUCCGAAAAACUAGAAGCAUUCCCGUCCCUCCCCAUCUCAGCCUCACAGCCGGCCACCCCCACAACUGCGACGACAAACACCAACGCGACCGGCUCCCAUGUCGAGUCUAGUCCCUCGGGAUCCGUGUUGAAACCAUUACCAGAGAAAUCAGCUCCACCGACUACUCGCCAUCAGAGAACAUUAUCCGAUAUCCUCCACCCAAUCACCACCGCCAACAAAGCAGUCCAAUCUACCGCAGAAGAAGGAUUCAAAAACAUAUCCAGCACAUUAGACAACAGCUUCAAAUUCCUCAUGGGCAAGCUCAAAGAGCGAGGAAGCGAAGAUUCCAGCGCCGAAGUCAUCGUCCCCAAAACCCUAGAUGAAGCGCGACAAUUAGUGAGCAGACCACUCACACCCGACGAGGACGACCCUGCUCUCAGCGAAUCAAGCUCUCUCCACGACGGAACCAACACACCCACCACCUCCAACCUAACAAGAACGGAAGACCGGAUUCUCAGUUUACUCGGCGGACGAAAACCCGGUACCGUACGAGACCGAAGCGCCGAUAGCGUGCAAAGCAACGGCAGUGGACGACGAUCAACCCUCCAUCAAACCACAUCCGUUUCCUCCGGAGACAUCACUUCUACCAACACCAACACAAAAUCUUCUGGCGCAACACCAAUGAUCGCCACCCCACAAUCCGCCAGCACCAACCCUCUCGACACAGUCAAGAACUUUGGCGGUAGUCUCAACCCCAUCAAUCACAUUGGCUCAGCAUUCGGCGGAGCGUUUGGCCGAUUUGGAAGUCGAGCGAGUGCUUCAGCAUCUCCACCAACUCCCAACCCCCUGGUCGUGAUCGACAAAGAACGGAAAACCAGUACUAGUGCAUCAUCACCCGAUAAAUCUCCCUACAAGAACAUCCCCAAAGCAGGUCCUGGUGAAUCCGAUUCGACCGCGAACCAAAACCUCCAUCCGCUACGAUUACCUAAGAAAGACGAACUUGAAGUCAUCAAAGCCGCACCACCGAUUUCACGAUUCAUGACGUCGGAUUCAGCGGCAGAACUGAAAAUUGGUGAUGUUCAGGAUUUGUUGGAUGAUUAUCAACGCUUGGCUCGUGUGUUGGGCCAGUUGAUACAAAGGGCAAGUACCAACACAAGUACGGUUCAAGAUGUGGAUGAGAAUAGUGAUCAGGCGUCGGACAAGUGAUGAAGUUAUGAAACGGGUAGGAGGAGAGCAGGCUUACCUCGGAUUUUGAAAGGUGGGGGAAAGCAAAGAGGAUUGAGCGAUUGGUCACCAUGGUGUUAUACAAUAAGUCACCAGUCGAUGUCAACACUCGAGAGGACAUUAGGAGAUCAUAUCCCAGUGAGUGUCGAAUGAACAAAAGCCAUGUUGAAGAAAAGAUGGAUAGAUUAGACAGACAUGGCUGCAAUCUCAUUACGAUUCGUUUAUACCCGCUCGAACAUCGAGCAUGAAUAACAU
Exophiala mesophila is the source of this 2969-nucleotide messenger RNA. RefSeq lists its product as uncharacterized. Gene Ontology annotation, molecular function: guanyl-nucleotide exchange factor activity; small GTPase binding. Gene Ontology annotation, cellular component: cytosol; endocytic vesicle. Gene Ontology annotation, biological process: vesicle-mediated transport. Lineage: Eukaryota; Fungi; Ascomycota; Eurotiomycetes; Chaetothyriales; Herpotrichiellaceae. The record is from RefSeq and is a predicted model, not a curated record. The coding region runs from base 321 to 2696 and encodes 791 amino acids. The transcript has a single exon.